Racocetra persica is the source of this 120-nucleotide messenger RNA. The record is from the annotation of a GenBank genome assembly. NCBI's taxonomy places the organism in Eukaryota, Fungi, Glomeromycota, Glomeromycetes, Diversisporales, Gigasporaceae.
UAGAUCUAACUCAAGAAGGUUCAUUAUUUGAAAAUUCAAGUCAGGCAAGCUACUCUUAUAUAUUAAUUGAGAAAUUCAACCAGGAAGGUUAUUUACCAACUGAAGAUUCAAAUAAAGAAA